GGGCAUAUUCACUUAAACUUUGUAUCUUGAGAUAGUUGGAACAAAGUUCUUAGCUAUGGAACAGCUUGAAAAGCUGCAAUAUCAGACAUCUUUAAUCAAAAAGUCGCAACAAGUUGAGAGAUCUUCAUCUCUCAGGAUUGAAAGACCAACGUCCUUAGCUGUUCGACCAAAGGUAAAACGAAGAAACAGUUUACCAAGUCCUACCGUAAUCGGUUCAAUUGUUCGGUCAUCGAGUUUGGAAAGAGUGCGAUCCUUUAGUUUAACACGAGAUGGACUGAAAAACUGUGGGGACAAAUUCAGACCGCACAGUGUAUGCAGCGCAGGAACAAGUGAUGGAUACGAAUCAUGUUCCACUGGAGCAACGUCAUCAAUGGAAAGCAUCUGCCCAAAACAACAAUUACGGGUUGCCAUUAUUGGUUCCAAAGGCGUUGGGAAAAAAUCUCUCAAAAAUCAAUUUGCAACUUCAGAAGAACUCUACAUUAAUAAUUAUGAUAUCAAAGAUCAAGAUGGGAUAUGCGUCUUGAUGGAUGACGAGGAGUCAUAUGUGAUGUUUGUUGAUGAAGCGGAGUUAGCGAAUCAAGCAGAAAAUGAGUUGGUGGAUUCAAUUGUGGUGGUUUUCUCCGUUGUUGAUGCCAAAUCCUUUAAAAACGGAAUCAUAAAAAUAGAAAUGUUACGACAGGAAAUUGGAUUCGACAAACCAUUGUUUCUAGUAGCAAAUAAAGUCGACUUGGCGAGGCAGAGAAUUGUUACAGAAAAAGACGCCAAAAAGGUAGCGACCAGAUAUAAUUGCAAAUACAUUGAAACAUCUGUGGCUUUGAACCACAAUGUGGAUCAACUUUUGGCGGGAAUUAUACGUCAGGUUCGCAGCAGACGUCACAGCUACAGCAACAACACAGACGGAGAUCUGACAAAAGACCCCAAAACAGCAUCCAUGUUUACGAAAAUACUUCUACAAAAACUUAUGAAAAUCGGACAUCACGAAUUUUCGUGCACAAAGUUAUUUGACGUAUGAAAUAGAUGAUAAGAUAAUGAUUCCCAGCAAAGCAUAGACGUAGUUAAUACAUAUCAUUGAUGAAUAUUUGGUUGUUAUGACUAAGGUUUGAUUGUAUGUAUAAUAUGUACUAGAAUAACAGAGAUCGGUACAGACUGACAUGUUGGAGGUGAAAGAUUGUGCUCUGAGUCACGAUAAGAAUGUUUGGAUGUUCACCGCGUAUCUGAUGAGAAUCUGACUGGAAGAAUCUUGAUAAAUUCUCUUUUAUACUGAUUGUAUCUAUCAUGUUCCAUUUUAUUUUCUUUUUUACCUUUAUAAUAAAAUAUUUUAAAAUA
Saccostrea echinata is the source of this 1326-nucleotide messenger RNA. Its product is annotated as GTP-binding protein GEM-like. The coding region runs from base 56 to 1012 and encodes 318 amino acids. Gene Ontology annotation, molecular function: calcium channel regulator activity; GTPase activity; GTP binding. NCBI's taxonomy places the organism in Eukaryota, Metazoa, Mollusca, Bivalvia, Ostreida, Ostreidae. The transcript has 4 exons. The record is from RefSeq and is a predicted model, not a curated record. Gene Ontology annotation, cellular component: plasma membrane.